AUGGAGGCGCCAUCAACAUCUACGACAGACCUUCAGGAUGCUAAGACCGGACCAUGUACCAUUGAUGGCACGACUACUUCAACGUCCCGCACUUUGCUUGUUGGAGAGGUACAGUGCAAAGAGACACAUGCAAAUGCUGAUAUGCUGCAAUGUCUCGGAGAAGACCCAACCCGUGAAGGCCUCGCCAAAACCCCCGAAAGAUAUGCCAGGGCAAUUUUAUUCUUUACCAAGGGCUACACUGAGAAUCCCAAGGAUAUUGUUGGCAAUGCUAUCUUCACAGUCGAUAGCCGGGAGCUUGUGCUGGUCAAAGAUAUAGAGAUAUCUAGUCUCUGCGAGCAUCAUCUGAUGCCAUUUGUCGGAAAGAUCCACAUAGGUUAUAUUCCCGAUGGCCGUGUGCUUGGUCUCUCUAAGCUCGCUCGCUUGGCAGAAAGUUUUGCUCGGCGCUUACAACUCCAAGAGAGGCUCACGCAACAGAUUGCCAAUGCCAUUCAGCAGAUUCUUGAGCCUCAGGGGGUUGGUGUGAUCAUGGAAGCAAGCCACAUGUGCAUGGUCACACGAGGCACUCAAAAAUUCGCCGCCAUGACGACAACCUGCUGUAUGACCGGCGUAUUGCAGCGUGACGGCAGGGCCAGGGAUCACUUCUACUUCCUUCUCAAUCGGCGAUAA
This is a messenger RNA of Aspergillus luchuensis, 666 nucleotides long. RefSeq names its product GTP cyclohydrolase I. Lineage: Eukaryota; Fungi; Ascomycota; Eurotiomycetes; Eurotiales; Aspergillaceae. The record is from RefSeq and is a predicted model, not a curated record. Gene Ontology annotation, molecular function: GTP binding; zinc ion binding; GTP cyclohydrolase I activity. The transcript has 3 exons. Gene Ontology annotation, cellular component: cytoplasm. Bases 1 to 666 code for a protein of 221 amino acids. Gene Ontology annotation, biological process: tetrahydrofolate biosynthetic process; tetrahydrobiopterin biosynthetic process.